Molecule: messenger RNA, 1152 nt
Organism: Amoebophrya sp. A120
Lineage: Eukaryota; Dinophyceae; Syndiniales; Amoebophryaceae
Source: the annotation of a GenBank genome assembly
GGAAUACUCCUACCGGAGUCACAAGAGUAUCGCCUCGUCCGUAUGCAUUGCAAAUAUGUCUGGGUCUGGAAGGAUGAAAACUUGUCAUGCUGUGUUUGGAUUCAAAAAAAUCUCUAUUGCAUGAACAGAAAGAGAAGUCCAGUUUGCGCUAUGCGGAGAGGGCAUUUCUCAUGCGGAAUAGGUAUCAGAAAGCCCUCGAACGAUCUGUGAUUCAAGGCCACGCAUUACAGGCAUCAUGGACCAUGCAAAAUAUGCAUGACAAACCGGGGAAUCUUCCAGACCCAGACGUACUUGCAGUGGAUACUCCGACUGUGAUGACAAAUUGUCCUCGUGCAGCAGAAGGCAAUGCAGUAGUCCGAAAAGCUGCUCCGAUGACGACGACGACGAUGAUGAUGAUUCGAGCAACCCAUUUUUCAAAGGGGCAUUGGCAAGUGGCAAUCCAAGUUUCGGGCCGAGAGCUGGAGCGACCAGCCAACAGGUAUGGAUAAUACAAAUGUGUAGUUCAACAUCUUUCGGGCAGAGAAAAGAUGAAGUGAUGUGCAACUUGUAAUGCAGCGUGGGCGUGCUGGUGUGGUCUCGCAUUCCUGGCGUACUCAACUAGACCAUACUCAAGAGCAGGUCCGUCUCUGACAGAGACUCUUUUCGUCAUGCGACAUCACAUUUUUUCAUGCUUAUUACGAAGUGCUUGUUGACAAUCCCUCUUCACAACUUAGCAUAACAAAUUUCCCCAUCCCGCCGGAAAAUUAAAAUUUGCAUUGCAUAAACGUCACAGGAACGCCAGCACCCGCAUUUUUCCUGUAUGGAGCCCCUCGUUCUCUCGGAUGAUUCGGAUCAAGGCGGGGGAGAAGGAUCUUCAGGUACAUGAUUUUUUUAUUCAUGCGGAAAAAAUAAUAUUUCUACACGACUCUCAUGUCCAGCUUCGAUCGAGUCUAGACAAUUCACUGUUGUCGACUAUCCAUGGCCCUCCAACCAAAAUCCCACCCCAGGCGAACCCGCAAGUAGAGUGGAUUCCGACCAAGACGAGGACAGGACCAGUUCGCGGGUAGAGCAGGAACGGCUCCCCGAGUGUGGUCGUGACGGGGAGGGGGAGGGAGAGUGCAAGGCCCAGGGGCCGCGACAGCGAGAACAACGACAACCAGAAAAUGAUUCGAC